Molecule: messenger RNA, 4947 nt
Organism: Ostrinia furnacalis (Asian corn borer)
Lineage: Eukaryota; Metazoa; Arthropoda; Insecta; Lepidoptera; Crambidae
Product: lysosomal alpha-mannosidase-like
Exons: 27
Coding region: 1-4947 (1648 amino acids)
Biological process (GO): mannose metabolic process
Cellular component (GO): lysosome
Molecular function (GO): carbohydrate binding; alpha-mannosidase activity
Source: RefSeq, a predicted model, not a curated record
AUGUUUCAGCAAUGUCCUCUGACAAGAGAGGGAGCGCUGAACGUCCAUCUAAUUCCUCACUCACACAUGGACGCUGGUUGGGUGAAGACCUUUGACGAAUAUUACUAUGGAACUCGAACUACCGUCAGCUCUGCAAACGUCCAAUUGAUCUUCCAUUCUGUUCUCUCUGAGCUGCUCCACGACAAGAGAAGGAAGUUCACCUUCUCCGAGUCAGCUUACUUCUGGCGCUGGUGGAAAGAACAGAGGCCACUCACCAGGGCGACCUUCAGGAGUUUGGUUCAGGAGGGGAGGGUGGAGUUCGCGGGAGGGGGCUGGGUGCAGAACGACGAGGCGGCGGUGGACUACCUGCAACUGAUUGACCAGUAUACUUGGGGACUCAGAAAACUAAACGACACGCUCGGCAUUUGCGGCAAGCCGAAAGCAGCGUGGCAGAUUGACACCUACGGCCAUACUCGAGAGCAGGCCUCGCUGUUAGCACAGAUGGGCUUCGAUGGACUCUUUAUAGGAAGAGUAGACCAUAAAGAAAGGGAAGCCAUGAUAGAAGAGGACAGAAUGGAGUUCAUGUGGAGAGGCAGCGACGUUUUGGGCAAGAUGUCGGACAUCAUGACGCACACUCUCUUCAACCUGUACAAUGCCCCUGAUGGAUUCUGUUUCGACUUUCUCUGCAAUGAUGAGCCGAUCAUCGACGACCCUGACAACAAAGUUUACAAUGCUGAGAGAAGGGUAAACGACUUCAUAGCCCAAAUAGAGCGGCAAGCCAAGUACUACGACCACGACAACAUCAUGGUGACGAUGGGCGGCGACUUCACGUACCAGAGCGCGGCCAACUGGUUCAUGAAUAUGGACAAGCUUAUCAACCACGUCAACACCCACCCCGCUAACUUGUCAGACAUCAAUAUCUUCUACUCGUCGCCAUCUUGCUAUUUGAAGGCCAUCUACUUGUAUGGGAGAAGGGACAAAGCUAUGUACACUGAAAAAGGGGAUCACGUGCCAUAUGGUAGCGACGCUUCUACGUAUUGGACUGGGUACUACAGUUCUAGACCUACCCUCAAAUAUUUGGCUAGAAGGGCGCAUCUUUUUCUUCAGGUGGUAAAACAGAUCACAGUGAUAGCCCGCACUGGUGACUCUUACGAGUUACACCUCCUCAGACACGCUGUGGCUUUGACGCUCCAUCAUGACGCCAUUACUGGAACAAGUCAGCAACAUGUAGCGAAUGAUUUCACAAGACUCCUGAGCGAGGCGAUGGAUACCUGCAGCAAGAAGGUUUCAAAUCUUUUGAGCUACCUGACGCCAACUUGGGGCAGCAGCAGAAGGUCGAAGAACAAUCAGCAGUUCGUGACGUGCCACCAGAUGAACGUUAGUCAAUGUAGAUUCCUGGAAACUCAAGAUGCUAUUCUCUUGCUGGUGUACAACCCGCUCAGCGUGAAGACGUACCACUACGUGAGACUUCCAGCAAUCGCUCUGCACUACUCCAUCAGGGAUUAUAAUGACGAAGAAGUGGAGUACCAACUAGUGCCUCUCCCGAAGGCGGUCAUCAACGUCCCAGGGAGGACCUCCUCAGCCAUCCAGGAUCUGGUCUUCGAGGCUGAGAACAUCCCUCCUUUAGGGUUCACCGCAUACUACAUCACCCCUGUGAGAGAUCAGUUGGAAGAAAACUCUUACGCUAAGAAACAUUCAGUAUCAAAUUCUGAGGCAGAUAUGGAAGUUAUUCCUUACAUUACUAACGAGUACCUUAGAGUGUCAGUCAACAAGGACACCGGCUUCCUGGAGUCCAUCCAGCACGUGGAUGGAGUUAAGGUCCAGGUGUCCCAGAACUGGUACUACUACAAGCAGGCCCAGCAGACGCUGCAGUCAGGGGCAUAUAGCUUCAGGCCUGAUAGCGAUAGACCCACACCUGUAACCGAAAAAGUGACUUACCACGCGGUCCGAGGGUCUCUAGUCAAGGAGAUCAGGCAGCGCUUCAGCGACUGGAUCACCCAGGUCAUCAGGCUGUAUAGAGGCGAGGAGUUUUUGGAAGUGGAGUGGGUGGUUGGACCAGUGCCUCUUGGCACAGACUUGGGCAAGGAAGUGGUCAGCGUGUUCUCCACCAACAUCACAAACAGCGGGGAGUUCUCCACCGACUCCAAUGGUCGGCAGAUGAUGAGGAGGUCUUGCUGGAAUGAUAGCACUAGCCACCAACAGAAAAAACCGGUAGCCUCAUGCUACUAUCCUGUCACAUCUCGAAUCUGCAUCCAUUCGCUCAACACUAGUGUUGAGUUGUGUGUGUUGACCGACCGAGCGCAAGGAGGCACGUCUUAUAAUGAAGGAGAGAUCGAGCUGAUGGUCCACAGACGGCUUCUGACAGACGAUGGGUUUGGGCUUGAAGAGUCUCUGAAUGAAGAAGCACAUGGAGCUGGUUUAGUGGUGAAAGGGAAACACAGAAUACUCUUUGGAAACUUUAGACAAGAAGUGGACGACUUGACGUUCUCUGAGAGAGUCGCUCACGCUGCUAGAAGAUGGCAGAUGGAACCGUGGCUCUUCUUUGCUUCUGGGGAGAAGAUAAACAGAAGGAAGUGGCAGAACGUUAGGAACAAGAGGUUCUCAUCACUCCGACUUCAUGGGUUGCCUCGGCAUAUCAACAUUCUGACCCUUGAGCCUUGGAAGGCUGGGUCGGUUUUGUUGAGGCUGGAGAAUACUUUGGAGAAACCACUCAGGGGUAACAUGAAAGAAAAGGUAGAAAACCCCGAAGACUUCGCCACCAAAUCUUCCUUCAUCACGGUGGAGCUCCGCAAGAUAUUCCUUCAGAUGCAGAUCAAGAUGAUCCGGGAGACCACCCUCGCUGCCAACCAGUGGCUCGACGAUGCUAGGCAGAUGGACUGGAGUACCAGAUACGUUUACACAGGAGGUGAUGAUGGUAUACUGCCAGAGGAUAACGAUAUGGAUAAGGAAGAAGGAGCAAAGCAAAAUGACGGGGCAGAACCUGUAAAUGAAGAACACUACUCUGACGAAGAUCAGAACUACCGCAAGAAGGCACCGCGUCAGAAAUACUAUUCCGACAAAGUCCGAUCCAAAAUCAGGACUCAAAAACCUAGCUACGAUUAUGAGAGACGGAAGCGCUCCAUCAACAUCACCGAAAACAUCAACGAGAACAUAAUCAACAACACUUUUGAUGACGUCAGAACUGAACUGACCAAUGACGUCAAAUUUAACGAAAGCAUCACCACAGUUAAAGAUACCGAAGUGCCGAUAUUCGUCUACAAUCUGACGACGACAGAAAUGUACAAAAAGGUGACGAAAAAGCCGCAAAGGUUGAGUUUUUGGAGCAAAACGGCGAGGCCGAAUCGGUUUUCGUCUAUAAUGGGGAGGGAUUCGGCGGAGAUCGUUUCGGAGGAAGAAGAUUUCUCGUCGAAUAUGAAGAAGAGGUUGCCUAGACGAAGAAAGAUGAAUAAUGUGAAGAGGACUAGGCCUCCAGCCGUAAGAAACACGGAAAAACAUCUGUUCAAAAUGUUGAAAAACCAAACUUCGAUACUGGAAGCUGAAAACAAUAUUUUGAAACGAAAUGAAGUCGUCAUGAAUCAACAUUUUUCAUACAUCAAUCAGCUUUUGAAGAAUCUGUCCCAAGAAGUGAAUGACGUCAAAUUAGCUAAUGCACAUCAUCUCAAAAUGUUCUACACUAUAACUACAGCUUUAUCUACUGAUGUCAUCAUUUCCAACCUGAGACGUAUUCAAGAAACACUUAUUGACACCAUAACUAACAUCUACCAUGGGCAACUUGACAUACAUUUGAUAUCACCGAGUCAACUGCAGAAUCAGCUGAACAUCAUAUCAGGCCAAUUACAAGGGGAAUUGGUUAUACCUACUGACAACAUAAGAGAUUUGUAUCAACUCCUACAAGUCCACGUAAAAGUGACACAAAGGUAUUUAAUUAUAGAGAUCAAAAUACCACUUCUGAGUCAUGAUCUGUUCGAGCUUAAUAAAAUAAUCCCUAUUCCAUGGAUAAAGUCUGACAGAACUGUUUACAACAUCCCAUCUACCACUUACAUUGCCUUUAACAUGAAAAAGGACUUAAUAAUGCCUAUAAAUGACAAUGACAUGGAUUCAUGCAUAAAAUUCAAAAACUCAAAAUUAUUAUGCUAUGAAACUCAUCCCAUAUACAAUGUGCACUUUGAUCAAUCAUUAUGUGAAUUGAGAUUGUUCACAAGUAACAAUAAACAAACUUACUGCCGUUCAGAGAUAAGACAAUGUACCGACAGGUGGAUCAAAUUACAAUCGUCUGGCGCGUGGCUAUACUCGUGUUGCCGAGAAUGCUCAGUUCGCAUUUUGUGCCCAGCUGGACUCGAGACUAAGUACCUACAAGGGAACGGGGUCAUUGAUAUCGGCCAAGGCUGCGUUCUAAAAGGUGACAUAUUUACAAUACAUGCUCAACAUGACUACUACAAUGAAAUGUACAUACAUAAGGACAUUGACAUACCGGUCCUGCCUAAAUAUACCUCAUCUCUUAACGAUAUGAUAAACACCUCCAUGAACGAAAAGGUGCUAGAUAACCUGGAGAAUCAUGAUCAGUUAUUUGAUGAAAUAAACAAAAGAAUAGAAGUGCUGAAAUCGCAAGAUUUACAACUGCUACAGAACAGCAGUGUCACACACUAUUCUACUAUUUACGCUAUACUGGCGAUGCUGAUAGUCGUCGUCGUCAUUUACAUCGGCUGCAAACUGAAGGGCCGGUGCGUGUUGGCGAGCUGGCGGGACAGAGGCGCGCAGGAAGAGCGCCCUGUCAUCCUCGAGUUGCGAAGCAGCCAGGGUGUCAGUGCCAGUGCUAAUAGUGUCAGUGCAGUGCAUGAUAGUGAACAAAGGUCGAACACAAUAGUGUCGAUGGGUCGUGACAUGAGUGGAUCCGUGUUAAGUGUCGAUAGGGCCACUUCUCCAACUAUGACAAGAACAAUUAAAUUUGAUAAUUUACCUAAACCAUAA